Messenger RNA from Alternaria hordeiaustralica, 1122 nucleotides. RefSeq lists its product as uncharacterized. Gene Ontology annotation, molecular function: branched-chain-amino-acid:2-oxoglutarate transaminase activity. NCBI's taxonomy places the organism in Eukaryota, Fungi, Ascomycota, Dothideomycetes, Pleosporales, Pleosporaceae. The record is from RefSeq and is a predicted model, not a curated record. The transcript is spliced from 4 exons. Bases 1 to 1122 code for a protein of 373 amino acids. Gene Ontology annotation, biological process: branched-chain amino acid metabolic process.
AUGUCAGACUUUCCUCCUCCACCAGUCGACACCAUUGACUGGAGUAACGUGGGUUUCAAGAUCCGGGAAGUCGCUGGCCAUGUUGAAUCACACUACUCUAAGGAGACCGGAAAAUGGACCCCUCCAGUCUUCGUCGAAGACCCAUUCCUACGAAUCCACGGUAUGGCACCGGGCCUGAAUUACGGAAUGCAGUGCUACGAGGGCAUGAAGGCUUUCCGUGCACCAAACAACACUAUCAACAUCUUCAGGCCCAGCAAAAACGCCGAGAGGAUGCAGCACUCAGCGUCUUUCAUUUCUAUUCCUGAGGUUCCGACAGACCAUUUCCUCGCCUGCUGCAGUAUGGCCGUGGGAAUGAACGCGGCGUACGUACCGCCACAUGAAACAGGCGCCGCAAUGUACAUCCGACCACUGCUUUUCGGUAGCUCGGCGCAACUGGGCCUGAAUCCACCCCAGGAGUACACCUUUGUAGUCUACUGCAUCCCAACUGGUGUUUACCAUGGCUCAAACCCAGUAGAUGCGGUUAUUCUUGAGGACUUUGACCGCGCCGCGCCAGAGGGCACUGGAUCGGCAAAGGUCGGCGGCAACUAUGCUCCAGUAUUACGGCAUAGCGAGAAGGCGUACAAGGCAGGCUAUGGUAUUACCCUGCAUUUGGACAGCAAGACUAGGAGCGUUGUUGAUGAGUUCUCGACAUCUGCUUUCAUUGGCGUAAAGAAGGACGGCGACAAGGUCAAACUCGUCGCAUCCAACAGCAAGAACGUCAUCCAGAGUGUCACAGGAGACAGUGUUCUCAGGAUCGCAGAAUCCUUUGGCUGGGAAGCUGAGUCUCGAGAGAUCGCCUAUGACGAACUCAAGUCCUUUGACGAGGUCCUUGCUGCUGGAACCGCGGCGGCUCUUGUACCUAUCAAAUCCAUUACUCUGCCUUCCAAGGACGACAAGUUCACAUACGCAGAGGCACAACAAGAACCAGGCCCAGCGUGCAAGAAGCUCCUGUCGACCUUGAAGGGUAUUCAGCAAGGAAAAAUCGAGGACAAGCAGGGCUGGCUGUUCAAGGUACAGAGGCCAGAGCAGUUCGGAAAGCAAGAUCAGGCAAAUGGUGCCAAGAUAGUUGGACAACUGCCUUAG